Marasmius oreades (fairy-ring Marasmius) is the source of this 1560-nucleotide messenger RNA. RefSeq lists its product as uncharacterized. The coding region runs from base 1 to 1560 and encodes 519 amino acids. NCBI's taxonomy places the organism in Eukaryota, Fungi, Basidiomycota, Agaricomycetes, Agaricales, Marasmiaceae. The record is from RefSeq and is a predicted model, not a curated record. Gene Ontology annotation, molecular function: protein binding. The transcript has 2 exons.
AUGGAUAUCAGUCUACUCGCCUUGCGGACGCCAUUGAAGACAUGCAAUUCCUGUCACUCCGCGUUCCCUCCGAACCCCAAUCCCACCAUAGAAAGAAUGGAUGAAUAUCUCUCUCAACAUCGCAACCGUCGCCCGUCAUAUAAGGAGCUCACCGGGUUGAAGUACUGCCUUGACUCCGCCAAACAGGACCUCAAAGCAUACACCGAAGAAAUCCAAAGGAUUGGGAAGGUGUUGCAGGAGCUGGAGACUAGGAAGGGAGUUUUAGCACAGGCGACGUCACGAAUCGAACAACUCCUUCGCCCAUCUAUUCUUCGCCUCCCGGUGGAAAUCUUGUUGGCCAUCUUCUAUAUCUACGUUGAAAAUUCUGGAAGGAAUGAGGGCAAAUCUUGUGCUCACCCUGCUCUUACUAUCGGCCGCGUGUGUUCGCAAUGGCGGGAUGUUGUGUACUCAUCUUCUGGCCUUUGGUCCGAGAUCUACGAUGAAGAGAUCCCGUCAUACGACUCUACCAGCGGUCGGCGUUUUACCCAGCUCUGUCUUCGCAACUCUGGGGAAUUACCACUCCAGAUAUCGUUUCUGUCCCAUACUCCCGAAAUGCGGGAACCAUUUCUCGAGGUGGUCAAACAUAGCCGCCGGUGGAAGCACGUGACGGUUGACUGCUUUCCAAGUUAUUGCGACUUUCCAGCCGAUGUUCCUAUGCUCGAGACAUUGACUCUUACCGGACCAUCCCAUCGGAAACUACCCGCCAUCAAGGUUCUCAGCCCGGCCCUACGCAGGCUCAGGUUAUACGAUGAGCUGGGAGGUUCGUUUCGUUUCGACACUAGCUCUCUGACACAUUUUUCCUUGGAGAACGUGAUCGACUUCUUUACCUUUUUCAAUAUCCUCGAACGCUCGCCCAUGCUUACUACCCUUGAAGUAGAAAGGAUGACAUUCCGCUCGUCAAAGACCCUCGAUUCUCCCUUGUCUCUUCCCCAAUUAACUUCCCUGGCUAUCCGCGAUCUAGGUACUCGCACAUCUCCCGUGUGCUCAUUUUCCAACAAUAUCGCGGUACCUCAACUCACGAAUCUCAGCAUCGCUGGCAGAUCAGAUUACGCCCUUGGCCUUUUUGAUCCUCAAAUCACAUCGUCCCGAGCGAUCUCUAUCUCACCUCCACCGCUCACCUCUUUGACUCUUUCCUUCCUCUUAUUCAAUUGUGUUCAGGAUCUAUUCGAUAUCCUCACUCCUUUCAAUGACACUUUAACGAGUCUGAGCCUCGUUAUGUGCUUGCUCGGCUCUAGAGGAGAAUGGGACGAACUCCUGAGACGGAUGACCUUUCCUCAGUCGGACAGGUUGUUGGAAAACUUGAAGGAGCUGGAAUUUGGAUAUCGUCCGUGGACGCGGGAUUACGAUACUCUCUUUCUCGAUAUGGUUGAAUCGAGGUGGCGGGUCGACAACUUGACGUCGAGGUUGUUGCGACUACGCGUGGCGUGCAGCAUCGACAGCGACAAGAUGGGUGUUGCAAAUAACCUUUCUGUACUUUCAGAGCAAGGUCUUGAAGUGGAUAUUUAUUCCUCAGAGACUUAG